Molecule: messenger RNA, 765 nt
Organism: Aspergillus pseudotamarii
Lineage: Eukaryota; Fungi; Ascomycota; Eurotiomycetes; Eurotiales; Aspergillaceae
Exons: 5
Coding region: 1-765 (254 amino acids)
Source: RefSeq, a predicted model, not a curated record
AUGCCCCCGAAACGAAAGAGCUCCGGUGAUGGGCAUGAUCAAGACGACAUGCGCAAGAAGCGCUUUGCUUAUCUGAAGCCCCAAGUUCGUCGGGUCUCUGAACGAACGAUCAAGUCUAAAUGGUCUACGCUCCCCGAGCCAAUGCAAGAGAAGGUUCGCGAUAUGUUUCGAGCUCUCGAGCGCCCGGUCAUAGUUCGUCAACAAAAUGAGCGAAAACGCAUUGAAGCGCAGGCGGCAGUUCAGGCCGUAGUGAAGAACCUCGGAAAGCGCUUACCUAGAAUGCCAUUUCCACCUGUAACAAAGGAUUCGGUUUUCGAGUACGAGGCUGCACUUAAAGAACACUCUUCCCUGGAGGCGAGCUUGGCUACCGUCACUGACAGCACUGAUCUCUUGAAAGCCGAAAUCGAAAAAGAGGAGGCAUUACUUGCGAAGGAAACGAAGCAAUUGCAGGAAAUGGAGAAGAAUGCUAAGCGGGCAGAAGCAGAACGGAAGAGGCAGCUGAAAAAUGAACACCCCGUACUUCGACAGCUCAGCGUUCCUGGUCAGCAGAGUCAAGAUCAUACUCAGUUCAUACUCGCAGGCGAAAACGAUUUUCAAACUACGUUUGAUGAGCUCGAAACCGAUCCUGGGGUAGUGGACUUGUUAAAGCAGCUGAAUGGGCAUCUCAAAUCCAUGCAGAGUAAUACAGCUCCUCUGGCAGGCCUAAGUGAGGCGAUUACACGGUCUCAGACCGCCUUGAGCCUGACUUGCCGGCCCGAAGAGUGA